Messenger RNA from Folsomia candida, 4363 nucleotides. Its product is annotated as tetratricopeptide repeat protein 39B. The coding region runs from base 1039 to 2829 and encodes 596 amino acids. The transcript is spliced from 19 exons. Gene Ontology annotation, molecular function: protein binding. The record is from RefSeq and is a predicted model, not a curated record. Lineage: Eukaryota; Metazoa; Arthropoda; Collembola; Entomobryomorpha; Isotomidae.
GUUGGUACAGUUGUCCUUGAAGUAACGAAGAGAAUAGUUAAUAACUAAAUCCAGCGUUUAAUUUAAACUCUCACAUACGAUAAAACUCAUGGGUCACGGGAGCUAUAAUUCCAUACCGCAUCAAGUAUAUACAUACAUAUUUAGCGACCCUGAUAACGUGUCCACCUGGGAAAAAAUAUUCAACAGUGGACAGUAAAAUAUUUGCAUAUGUACACAAAAAAAGUGUCAAUUGCCACAUUCCAGUAAUAUCAAUUGACUUUGCCCAUCAAUCAUUAGGUUGGUUAUCCAUUAAGCUUUUUUUAAUGAGGGGAAGCUCGCAGCUGAAAAUAAUGUUUAGAAUUAUGGAUCGUUAAAAUAAAAUGGCAUAAAAUUUAAAUACAUUGCAGCCGAGUUGAGAUCUUUAAUUAUAUCGUUCGUUAAAACUCUCUCUCCGCUCUCUAAUAAUGCUCAGGCGAUCGUCCUAAACCGUGUUCAGACCGCUUCUAAUGACGACUUAAACUUCCGCACUUGAUCGGCUCAACAAUUUUCGAGUUAAAAGUGGCGUUUUAAAUUUGAGGUAUUCCAGGCUGGACAAUAAGUGUGAGUGAGUGAGUGAGUGCUGUUCGUUCUGAAUAUGAAAUACUGUGAAAAGUUGACAUUGUGCAGUGUAAAAUUUUAUAUGAAUUUUCUUACUUUGUAAAGUUUUUCAUGAGUUUUUUGGAUUUUGUUGUUUGAGUGAUGCAAUCGAUCGUAUUGUGUCAUUAAUUAGUUUUCUACCUUGAGCACUUCUUGGGUGCAAUUGCAGUGCAAAAAUUUGAUAGAAGAAAACAGGAGGAGUUUGGAGGAGGACAGGGAGCAGACUUCUCUCGACCAGGAGACCGCGAUGCCAUAAAUAAUCGGAUGACUACCGAGUCGCAUUAUUCUUCUUAUCGGUGCCUUUCCUCGAGAAGUGAACGAGUCGGGAUCAACAAGUGAGAAUGGACCCCGAGCUCUAGACCAGCAUCAACCACCACCUGCACCACCUGCAACCUUGUCCACACCGUCCGCCCUUCCCCAGAGAUGAGCGACUCGGACGGAGACGAGGACCCAUUCUACGAUGCCGUGGAGUACUUGGCCAAAGCGGGGCCGAUGGACUUGGGGACGGGGAUUGAGGAGUCCAAACUGGCCAUCAGCCUCUUCAUGAACAACAGAUUUGCAGAGGCGAGAGCGCUACUAAAGCCAUGGGCGGACGAAUCAAUGUAUCACGCGUUGGGUUACGGCGUUUUCGAAUUUUUAGAAGCUGUCCUCACCUUUGAGCAGCAACACAUCGAGUCCGCGGCGGAGACGUUGGAGCAGUCGGUGCAGGUCUGUAACAAGUUUCGGAAGAAGAACUCGAUGUACGAGUCGCUGGGGAAGAUUGUUCGCCGGCCAAAUUACGACGCUCUGACAGAAGAGGAGAUUCACGCCGAGCUGUGUUACGCCGAGUGCCUCCUGCUAAGGGCCGUCCUAACUUUCAUAGAGGAUGAAAAUCUCAUUAGUUUCGUCAAAGGAGGACUCCGAAUGCGAUCAUGUCUUAAAUGUUAUAGAGAAUGUUGGAACAUUCUACGCUACCGGAAUUGGGACGGAUCCUUGCACAAAGACCAUUUCGAAAGUGGUGUUAGGAUGGGAGUGGGAGCGUAUAAUCUGCUAAUAUCCAUGCUACCUGCGAAAAUUAUGAAACUUUUAGAGUUCAUUGGAUUUUCUGGAAAUCGGGACGACAUCAAGGAGACGGGGCUGGGGCAGCUGCACUUGGGUUGUGACCUGGCUGGAUCCUUGCGCCAAAUCCUGUGUAGCAUGGUCCUCCUCGGCUUCCACUUGUUUGUCAGCUAUGUCCUCGGCUAUGGCGAUGGCGACCUCGUUCUCGCCGAAAGACUUAUCAAUCAGCAGCUCUCGAGUUUUCCUGACGGCGUGUGGUACAACUUUUUCAAAGGGAGGUUGGAGUACGUCAAGGGGAAUGUGAAUCCAGCGAUUGAGUGGUACUCGAGGGCCUGGCAGUCACAAAGCGAAUGGGUCCAAUUUCACCAUCUCUGCUACUGGGAGCUCAUGUGGGCCAAUUGCUUUAAACAAGACUGGAUCUCAUCUCGGGACUUUGCUGAUCUGCUGUUACACGAGAGCCGGUGGUCUCGUACGAUUUACGGCUACCAGAAAGCCUCCUUCAUGUGCAUGAUGUCGGAAAAGUUGGGUCGCUUCGAGACCGCCGAACUCCUCCAGUUGUUCAAGGAUAUUCCUGGCUGGAAGCAGCGGAUUGCGGGCAAGUCGAUUCCUAUGGAGAAAUUCGCCGUCAAGAAAUGUGAGCGAUUCUUUGCUCAAGGAAACAAAUUAAUUCUCCCGGCCGUGGAGCUCCUCUAUUUGUGGAACGGCUUCAAAGUUCUUGGCAAACAAGGGGACUUGGUCCGGCCGCUGCUCGCCCUCGUCGAGAGGCAUGUCAGAGACCUCGCGAGAGAAAAAGAUGGCGGUGGGGGUUUUUACGUGGACAACUUGUGCCUCCUGCUCCUCCUGCGGGGCAUGUGUUUGCGCUACUUGGACCGCGUGGGUGAAGCAGAAGCGGAUUUUCUGGGGGUCAUCGCGUACGAGAAGCAACUCCUCCACGACGCCUACCUCGUCCCGUACUCCACGUAUGAACUCGCCAUGUCGUACUGGUCCCAGGGCAACACCCAAGGGGCAGAAGUCACCUUGGAAAACGCCAAAAAUAAUUACAAAGGAUACGCGCUCGAGUCUCGGCUCCAUUUCCGCAUCCACUCCGCCCUCUCUGAACUCCGCGCCAGCCGAUCGGUGGGACAGGCUGGAGGGACGACGUCCAACGGGCGAAAGACUUCGGUCCCCUUCCUUUGAGGGGAACAGGCCUCAUCUAAAUUAUGCUCAUGUAGAGAGCGACCCUGCACACCGGGUGGCAGGGAUUUUGUCUCCACCGAAUCCCUACUCUCCAUUUCAGCAACCUCUCUAUUUCAGCACUUUUAAACUCUCCAGCAUCCCAGAAAUCUUAUAUCAAACAGAAAAGACAUUCAGAUAACUACGCAACGACGCAAUAAUAAACUGUGAGUACACUUCUUGGCAAAGUUUAAAGAUUCUAUUUUACGGGUUGUUUUGCGAUGCGAGUCGUAUGGCAUUAUUGCAACAGUGUUUAGCUCGAGCUGGGUAAUAAUGAUGUCAUCUAUUACUACUGCUAUUUGAAUUUGUAAAUGCUCUGCUCCGAUAUGGGGCGUGCACAUGGUGCGUGCCUUGGUGGACAAAAUAGAGAUUUCUACACUUACAAAUUGUGGUAGUACAUACGUACUCUCUUACACCAUAUUAAACCAUACGUAUAUUAGAGAUGAACCUGCUGGCUUGGUGGUCGUGGUCGUAAACCCCAUUGGGCAUAAAUUGGCACGAAAUACGGCAAAAUUUUAAUUUGUUCUCCAUCCAGGCCAAAUCAUGAUCCAGUCGACGAAUAACUAAACCUUUUCGGAAAUAGUUACUUGAACUUGGUAAAGCCACGUGGGCGACGGGAUUUUUUGUCCGUACGGUGUGGAUGGACCUUGACAUGUACAUACUUAGAGUCAAACUGGUCUCGAGGCAGGCUGUUUUGCCCAUGCAUAAAAGCCCGUCAGUAUUUCGUGGAAAGUGAAACGACCAUCAUUCCAACAGAGCCAAACGAGACCUCGUUACUUUCGCAAAAUAAAUGUAUCCACCACGACUUUACUCUCUCCUUCGGACCCUGCGGAAAGAAUGACUUCAGGCCCCUCAAGUCGUCGUACGUUAGUUCGAGCGUUGGGUGACCCUUUAGUGGGUCAAAAUUCACGAAAAUUGGUCACACAAUUUAUGCCGGGUCACUCGAGAGAUAAGCUUUAUGCUUAAAGCCUAGACUUCAACUACGAGGCAGGGUUCCGGAAAUGCGUUUUUUUAGAUACAGAAAUUGUAUAAUUUUACACCAUAUUUUUUAAAUUUGGACAAAACUAUUGAUAUGACAGACAGAUAUGUGACAUGAAAAACAAGCUUUGCAAGCUUUGUCGAAAAAAAUAAGCCCAAUUUUGGGCUGAUUUUGUUUUUCGAUUUUGGCUCAGGAUAGCUCAUAAAAUUUGUACGGUUACAAAGUCGGCGUUAGACCGUGUGAAUACCUAGAAACCCUCUGGUGCUGCAUAAAGUACACAAAUUAGUCGUUUGGCCAGUGAUGUAGCAAAUAUGCAUUCCUAUAUUUUUCUGUGUUGUAAGCGUAUAUUUUAUUGAAAAAGAAAAUGUCUAUGUAUCGUCGCGGAUUUGAUAAAAAUGGAAAAUUCCUUUAUAUUUUAAGCUCAAGAAAAAACUACUAAACGUAUAAUAAGACAGACUACGUGUUUUCUCUAAUUAGUAAAAAUGAAUGAAAAAUAAAGAAAUGUACAAGAAAUCAUGA